GAGACUUCUCUCUGGUGGAACAGGGGAGAAGGAAGAGCUUAACCCUGGCACUGGAGAGGCACUGAGAAAUGGCUGCAGUUCCAGAAAUCGAGCUUUUCAUCAAGGCAAGCGAUGAUGGUGAGAGUGUGGGAAACUGUCCCUUCUGCCAUCGCCUGUUCAUGAUCCUCUUUCUGAAAGGGGUCAACUUUACUCUCACCACAGUUGACAUGAAGAGAGCUCCAGAGGUUCUUAAAGACCUGGCCCCAGGCUCCCAGCCACCCUUCCUCAUCUAUAACAAAGAGGUGCACACAGAUAACAACAAGAUUGAGGAGUUCCUGGAGGCCACCCUGGCACCCCCACAGUACCCUAAGCUCGGCUGUCGCUACAAAGAGUCGAAUGGUGCUGGAGACGACAUCUUCCACAAGUUCUCUGCCUACAUCAAGAACCCCAACCCUGGACUCAAUGAAAUGCUCGAAAAGAAGUUCCUUAAGAGUCUAGUUAAGCUCGACCAGUACCUGCUGACUCCACUUCCUUACGAACUGGACCAGAACCCCAACUUGAGCGAGUCAAAAAGGAAGUUCCUGGAUGGCGAUUCGCUUACGCUGGCAGACUGCAACUUGCUGCCCAAGCUCCACAUUGUGAAGGUGGUGUGCAAGAAGUACCGAGAUUUUGAGAUUCCAGCAGCUCUGCAGGGCUUGACACGCUACCUGGCGGAGGUGUACAAACAGAGUGAAUUCCGGAACACCUGUCCCAAGGACUCUGAAAUUCUACUGGCGUACCACUCUGUGGCUAAAUUCCUCAAAAGGUAGAGCGGGAGCGGGGCGGAUAAAAAAAGAGGCAGGUCUGCGGUGAAUGAAACAGAAAUAAUACCAGAUUCCUGUAGGAUGCUUUUUCACUAAUGAUGAAACAGCCCAUUGUACCAUAUUACAGCAAAGGCUUAUUUUCUUUUGCAAUUCAUUCUGUAAACUCUGGAUUAAUGCAUUAUUCACCCUGUAACCAGUUCUGACAGGGCUACACAAAUACAAAUAUAGUACUUGGUGGCGAUAUGAGCAAAAGAAAAAAGAAAAAAUUAAAUGGCUUAUUUCCUUGGACUCUGCAGCACCUCCGAGGCAUAUAAUAUAUUAAUGUAAAUUCUUUUUCCCUGUAAUGCUUUUUUCAAUAGUGGUAAUAAAUAUACUUUAAGGACAAUAAAGCUUUAUUGCUAGAAUUAACCAUAAGUGGUUUCAAAACCAGAUUUUUCAAUGCGAGGGCAGUUUCAGUCUCCUGGAACAAACUGUGUGCUGACUCCUGUUAAAGCAGCUAUACGCUCAUGAAAUCUUUUAACAGAUUCACAAAUCCAGCAAGGUUAGUUUUGUGUAACUGUUAAGAAAUAGUCUUUUAAAGAAGCUUUUUUAUUUGUAAGAAGC
Molecule: messenger RNA, 1385 nt
Organism: Scleropages formosus (Asian bonytongue)
Lineage: Eukaryota; Metazoa; Chordata; Actinopteri; Osteoglossiformes; Osteoglossidae
Gene: clic3
Product: chloride intracellular channel 3
Exons: 6
Coding region: 69-788 (239 amino acids)
Source: RefSeq, a predicted model, not a curated record